This is a messenger RNA of Paramuricea clavata, 735 nucleotides long. The record is from the annotation of a GenBank genome assembly. NCBI's taxonomy places the organism in Eukaryota, Metazoa, Cnidaria, Anthozoa, Malacalcyonacea, Plexauridae.
AUGUCUGCAAAGGCUGUUGCCCAAAGUUAUUGGACAAAAGAAUUAGAAGAAGAACUUGAGGAGCUUGGGAUUAGAGAAAAGUGGUUGUUUACAACAAAUGCAGCUGACCGACCAUUUUCUGGCAGUGAGGAAGAAGCCAUGGAGUUUGUUGAAAAAAACCGGUCUGAAAAAUUGUACGACCAUGAUUGCUACAAUCAGUGCAAGCAAAAGGGUAAGCAGUCAUAGCAAAUGUAUUGUGCAACUUUCUGAAAAUUUCCUGACAUGUUAUCAUGCAGUCAUAUUAAGGGAAGAUGUAGUCAAAUGUAUUGUACAAGACAACUUUCUGAAAAGUUUAAAAUUUGCAGCUACAGUAUUAAAAUGCAAUGGGGAGUGGGGGUGUAUAGGAAUAUUCACCCACAGGUUUGUUCUGAAUAUAGUGUGUGAUGAUUAUAUUGUGUGUAAUUGUGGGUCUCUGGUGAUUCAUGGAUUGAACUCAUGGCUUAUCUCACACAGUUUGUUUUUUCAGGUUGUGGAAAGCUAUAUGUUGCCGAUGGCAAUUGGAAGUUGUGCUAUCCGCAUUGUAUGUGGAAGGUUCCAGUGACAGUGCCUGGCUUUGGAGAUGUGAAUUACCCCACCAUUUGUCCUUCUUCCCCUGAGCACGGACAUGCUUUUUGUAAGAGCCACUGCAUGAUGGCUAAGGCAGCAGGAUAUCCAUCAGAACUCAGACUAUUUUUGGAAGCCGAAGGGUGUCGAUGA